This is a messenger RNA of Fusarium verticillioides 7600, 621 nucleotides long. RefSeq lists its product as hypothetical. The coding region runs from base 1 to 621 and encodes 206 amino acids. The transcript has a single exon. The record is from RefSeq and is a predicted model, not a curated record. Lineage: Eukaryota; Fungi; Ascomycota; Sordariomycetes; Hypocreales; Nectriaceae.
AUGGGAGAAAUUCCAGUGAACAAGUCAAACGCCACUAUAAACAGUAUGACAGCACUGAAAACGGUCGAGGGUAGCUACUCGCUCACGAAUCUAGGUGUCUCCUUUCACGAAAGAUUCUGCUCAGCUGAGCAUGCCGAGAGUUAUCUGGCCAGCAUUGUUCAUGAAGCUAUGAAAUUCUGCCAUCUCAGUGUUCACUUUACUGCCAAUAAACAUCAACUCAAAAGCGUAUAUCUGUCCACAGGAGCCUCAUCACAGAAGAAACCACUUCGUAUUCUCAGCUCCCGCGUCACGCCUUCAAGAAUGUUGGUGUGGAGGGUAUGGUUUUGCCUACAAGACUUAUCUUCCACACAAGACCUGCAUACUGAAUGCCAAGGGGGCAAUUCUGGAAUCCAGUGGCUUUCUAGGCUCUUGCGAUGCUUCUCUGAUUUUCAUGCUGCUGUAUUUUUUCCGCCUUCCAUUGCUAGUUAUUGUGUUGUAUGGUUCAUGCCGAAUGCAGUAGUCUGUGGACCAACAGGCCAUCAAGACAUCAGUACUACACAAAGCCCUCCUACAGCACUCAUUCAUGUCUAUUGCUCCCUCGAAUACAUGUAUAUCAUCACUCGGUGGAUUACUGAUUACUAG